Messenger RNA from Ostrinia nubilalis (European corn borer), 2577 nucleotides. Its product is annotated as calponin homology domain-containing protein DDB_G0272472-like. The record is from RefSeq and is a predicted model, not a curated record. Gene Ontology annotation, cellular component: cilium; microtubule. Gene Ontology annotation, molecular function: microtubule binding. NCBI's taxonomy places the organism in Eukaryota, Metazoa, Arthropoda, Insecta, Lepidoptera, Crambidae. Gene Ontology annotation, biological process: cilium assembly. The transcript has 5 exons. Bases 187 to 2517 code for a protein of 776 amino acids.
GGCGCGGCCGGUGCAAGCUGCAUCACGCUCGUCGACUGUUUUGCAACGAAUUCACGGUCGUGGUUUCGUCAAGGAGUUUUGCGUCCACUCGCGUCUCCGUGAUACGUUUGUCGGUAUCUGCACGACACGCGUGGUACAGCAUUUUAGAACGGAUUUUCAAAACUCCAAAAAUCCACGGUAUAGGAGAUGUCACACCUUUACCUGCCAUGGGGUUCUGGAGAACGUUACACCAACCGCCUCCAAGUGAGGAACCAAUUCGCGAGCACCUUGGAGCUGCAUAAGCAGUCAUCUUACGAGUACCAGGAGCCGAACCAGCGCCAGAGAAGCCCCAGCUUGCCGCCUAUUCACCACGUAGAGCAGGAAAGACCACUGGUCAAAGAAGAUAGAAGAUCCAACGUGCUAAAUAGGAACAUACCAAGUGCAAAAAGAUUCGCAUUUUACGACGAAGAUGGUGAAGGCGACACUUCGGGCUAUGGAAGCGAGACGGUCAACCAUAAGAAUAGGAACGGAGCUUUAAAUGAUGUGACUAAUAAUCGAAACCCCGUUGUGGCAUGGGAACAAGAUGGAAAAAAUAACAGAAAUCGAGGAUCCAGUGGCGGCAGAUCGGGCACGACCGACGAGGCGUGGUCGGCGCGGACGCCGCGCAGCUCCACGGAGGAGGGCCGGCUGCGCUGGGGCGACCGCGGCGUCGCCACUGGCCGGCUGUGGGAGCCCACAGCACCCAACGAACGACUACCGCAGAUGCCAAACCAAAAAAAGGGAACCCCAUCAUGGGUAGAACGAGGCUUAAAUAUGAUAGAUAACUCAGCGGAAGUCCUAGUCAUUGACCAAAGAAGUUCGACAAAUUCUGGAUUCGAAUGCGACAGAUCUUCAUGCAAUGGUAGCGAUGAAGGAAGAACAUUUUUAAGAGGGCAAAAUGUUCCUCUAGAACCUGAAAUAAAAGCUCAACGAGAAAACAAACGCAUAAAAGCAUUAGAGUUGCAAUCUGCAAUAUUAAGUCAGUUGGAAGACCGUGAGAAACGGCGCCAAGAAGAAAGAGAAAGAAGAUUACGUGAGGAAAGAUUAGAAGAGCUACGAAUACAACGCCAACAAGAAGAAGACCGACUAAGGCUGGAAGAAGAAAGAAGAAAAAAUGAAGAAAAACAAAUAUUGGAACAACGAAAACUGGAAACUCUUAAAAGAGCGCUUGAAGAUGCAGAGAAAAAAGCUAAGCAAGAUAAAGAAAAAAGGUUUACGUGUCAUAGACAAAACGCGAACUCUAAUAAUAAUAUCGACAGCAACAAAUCCAUUGCAGAAGAAAAUAUACUACCAGAAGGCAUAGAAUUUAACGAAUCAGUUAGCCCAACGAAAACGAAUAGAACAUACGAUGUACAUUCAGCAAAAAGUCAAAAGAAGGAAUGUAAUUCUCACCACACGACAGAGUUUAAUUCACCCAGAUCCGCAUCCGGUCCUGGAAAUUUAAAUUUAUUCAUCCACAGCGUGCCUCCCCUCGCAUUAGCUGACAAUCAAUUUAACAUUUUACCGAUUGGAAUUAAUGGAAAUGGAGAGCUUGUUAAUGCACAAACAAAUAGUUUGCAAUUAGCAGUGUUAGUUCCUCAAACCUUAUCAAACAGUUUAUACAGUGUGUCCUUAAAUUCUCUCAACAACAUUAGCGAUGUAUCGGACUCAGGGAAAGUCUUGACACCUCGAAAAUAUCGCAUCGGUAAUCUGAUAGUGAAAACUAAAGACGCUACAACGCAGACUGAUUCAAGUCUUUGGAAAUCAACAAAUGACAAGAUGGUCGACACUGAUGGCCCUGAAAGAAAUUUUGAUAAAGAUUAUUCAAAUAUCGAUGAAAACGCACCCCAAGAAAGUCAUCAUAAUACUCUGAAAAAAGAUAGACGUUUUCGGUCAGAAGAAAGAUUUAAAAAAGAUAUUGAAACUCGACCUAAAUGGGGUGUCAACAGACCAGCGGCUCAAUAUAAAAAACAGAGCGAAAAGGAUCCGUUUUACAGUCAAAAACGUAAAAUGCGUCAAAAAUAUAGAUCUCAAGCGCGGCAAUAUCUAUCUCAAUCCAGCGAAGAUAGCCGAUCACCGAGUCCACCUACCAGAUCCGAUAAGAACUCUGAUAACAGUCUCAAGCAACGUAAUUCUUUGAGUCAAUCUUAUUGGAAGAGUAAGCGGUCUAGUCAAGAUUUAACAAGGCCAACAAAUAAUAACAAUAACUCAACAGAACCCACAAGUAAUAUAGCUUUGGAGUUUAGCCACAUAGGCCAAACUACAGUCAGUGAUCUGAUUGACGGUAAGAAAUCUCCUAAGAGGUCGCCGACAAAGAGAAUGACGCUAUCACAAAAGUUUAUCAAUGACAAAUAUGGAAACAGAAAGUUAUGGUUGGACGAUGUUAAUGAGAGAAACAUGAAAAAUAACAUUUACGAAGCGGAAAAUAGGAAAAAAAUAAUAGAUCAAAUAAAUACUGCGAAAAGGGAAUAUUUGGAGAGAAAUGAGGACCAAGAAAAUUUAAUUAAGGCUAAAUUUUAACUUGAUUGUAUUGAAAGACUUAAUUAGAUUAACAAAACUGCCUUAUAGAGCACAAUAGUU